AUGUUAGAAGACAACGAUGUUAACAUAGAAAGUGAACAAAUUGAAGAAGUUCUAAAUGACAGUGACAGUGAUAGCAGAGGUUUUAUAAACACUUCACACAUUCAUCCCGGAGGAAAUCCAUUUUCAUGUAGUAUUUGUAAUAAAAAAUUUAACACUAAAAGUAAUUUAAUUACACAUGAACGGAAUCACACUGGAAAGAAACCAUUUUCAUGUAAUGCCUGUGAUAAAACAUUUAAUGGACGGUUUCAUUUAGAUCAACAUAAACGAAUUCACAGUGGGGAGAAACCAUUUUCAUGUGAUGCUUGUAAUAAAACAUUUACACAACUUUGUAAUUUAGUUCGACAUAAAAAGUUACAUAGUGGAGAAAAUCCAUUUUCAUGUGAUAUUUGUAAUAAAACAUUUAAUACGAAAGGUAAUUUAGUUACUCAUGAACGAAUUCACACUGGAGAUAAACCAUUUUCAUGUGAUGCUUGUGAUAAAACAUUUACUCAACGUAAUAAUUUAAUUAUACAUAAACGAAUUCAUAGCGCAGAAAAUCCAUUUUCAUGUGAUAUUUGUAAUAAAAAAUUUAAGCAUAAACAUGUUUUAGUUGAGCAUGAACGAAUUCACACCGGGGAGAAACCAUUUUCAUGUGAUGCUUGUAAUAAAACAUUUACUCAACGUAAUAAUUUAGUUGCACAUAAACGAAUUCACACUGGUGAAAAGCCAUUUUCAUGUGAUGUUUGUGAUAAAACAUUUAAUUAUAAGAAUGUUUUAAUUAAACAUAGACGAACUCACACUGGUGAGAAACCAUUUUCAUGUGAUAUUUGUAAUAAAUCAUUUAAUGCACGAUUUUAUUUAGUUGCACAUAAACGAAUUCAUACUGGAGAGAAGCCAUUUUCAUGU
Molecule: messenger RNA, 885 nt
Organism: Chrysoperla carnea
Lineage: Eukaryota; Metazoa; Arthropoda; Insecta; Neuroptera; Chrysopidae
Product: gastrula zinc finger protein XlCGF8.2DB-like
Exons: 1
Biological process (GO): regulation of cytokine production; regulation of immune system process; negative regulation of transcription by RNA polymerase II
Source: RefSeq, a predicted model, not a curated record